AUGACGAUGGAAACAGACCCUCUCCAUCACCAAUUUUCUUCCCCAAGCUUCAGCAGUUACUCCUCCGACACUUUGGCUCAAAUAGCAACCAGAGUCAUCCACACAGACGACACACUUCUAGACUCCUCCCAACCAAACGACACUGUCAAUGAUAAUUUCGAAUUCGACUUCACUUUCCUUUCCACUGAUUCUGACACUGUCUCCGCCGACGACAUUUUCCACAACGGUCAGAUCACACCCACAUACCCACUCUUCGACCAAUCGUUGCUCAACGGCGUCGUUUUACGGUCUCAUGUUCUCCCUGAAACGGUACCUCGCCGUCGUCGUUUACCCCUGAAGAAACUCAUGGAAGACGACGGAAAAGGAAAAGAGCUCGACGGUGUGGCAGCGGGUUCGUACUGCGUGUGGACCCCACCUUGCAAAAAGAACAGCUCCACCGAGUCGGAGUCAAAGCGGUGGAAGUUCCGGGAUUUGUUGCUCAGGAGCCAUAGCGAUGGGAAGAAGGACUCACUUUUGUUUUUUACAUCAGGCGGAAAGCACAACUCCGCCGUUCAUGAUGUCGCCGGCGCGGCCAAGGACGGGUUCCGAUCGAAGAGGAAGUUAGGAAUUAGUUGGAUUAUUAAGUAG
Messenger RNA from Lathyrus sativus (Indian pea), 627 nucleotides. The record is from the annotation of a GenBank genome assembly. NCBI's taxonomy places the organism in Eukaryota, Viridiplantae, Streptophyta, Magnoliopsida, Fabales, Fabaceae.